AUGAAGUACACUAUCGCUACCGUCGCUGCCUUCGCCACCAUGGCCCUGGCCCAGCCCGCUUUCACCAACACCAAGUUCGACCUCACUGAGGGCAAGCCUUACACCAUCACCUUCACCGGUUGUGAUUCUGGCUGCACUAUCAUUCUCCAGAACGGAGAGUCCACCGACCUCAAGGACUACAAGACCUUGACCAGCUCCGCUGAGGGUGACUCUUUCACCUUUACUCCUUCUCAGCUCCCCUCGGACACCUACAACUUCAAGAUCACCGACUCUGCUGGUGAGGCCAACUACAGCGAGCAGUUCUCCUACGAGGGUUCUUACGACGCUCCCUCCGUCACCUCUGCUACUAAGACCGCUGCGGAGACCACCGCCGCUGCUGAGACCACCGAGAAGGCUACCACUCUCGUCACCAAGCCUGUCGAUGAGACCACCACUGCUAAGCCCAUCAUUCCCACUCACGUCCCCGUUCCCCCCAAGAACGCCACCACUCCCAUUGCUACCCCCACCAAGACCGGCGGUGCUGGUGAGACUGGUGUUCCUGAGGUUCCCGUCAGCGGUGCUACCCGCAUGACCUCUUCCCUGGCUCUCAUUGCUGGUGCCGCCAUGGCCAUGGUUUACCUCAACUAA
Fusarium venenatum is the source of this 627-nucleotide messenger RNA. RefSeq lists its product as uncharacterized. The record is from RefSeq and is a predicted model, not a curated record. Lineage: Eukaryota; Fungi; Ascomycota; Sordariomycetes; Hypocreales; Nectriaceae.